UAAAACACCUUGCUUAAAGAGGAGGAAGCGUUAAGUAAAAGGGUGAAAAAGAAAAGAACUCAAGUUGAAAAAUUCAGGUGCUGAAGAAAGGAAAGAAAAGGGAAAAAAAAGGAUCUUACACUGUGGAGUUCUUAUCAAUUGUGCAAUAGUCAAAAUAUACUGCUAUUCCGGGUAUCUAUGAUUAAGAAGGUGCCAUUCAGUAUUUCAAUUGUUAGAGGAAUUCAAAUUUGAUAUCAAAAUAAGGCAAUUACUCGAGUUAUAGCGGAGUGAGAGCGGAAUUUUUCAAUUACUUUUCAAAUCAUCUUUUACCCCUGCCUAUCAGUACAGCUAAAUGAAUCAUGAUAGGGGAGUUACCAUUAGAGAUUCAGAUCAAGUUACUAAGGCUAGCGCCUGCUAGUAGCUUGAAACAUGUCAAUUCCCAUUUCUACAUGCUAUACAACAGUUUGUACUAUGAUAAGAUUAUCGAAACUUUUGGAGAAGAUAUCAUUUAUGUCAUAAUCAAGGCAUUGUCAUGGAUAAAAAUCUAUAUUAGAUCUUUAGAUGCAUUUAGAUUUGUUUGCAGAAAUGUGAUCAAGAGUCGUCUUGACUUGAAGAAUGUCCCCGUUGCCAGAAAGAGGGCAGAAGAUUGUUGUCGGGAUAUGGAUCCUAUAGUUGCCAAUGAAAUCUUGAAUUGUGAAUAUAUCAAGGAUUCCUGGCGUUAUAUCUAUUCAGUAUUGAAAAAUAAGAGAUUGUUUGCUGAAUAUACCGAUUAUAAGAUAGAUGAACCCACGAAUUAUGUAUUUAAUCAUUUUGUUGAAAUUAAUCGAAGUUAUCUUUUGUCUUACACCAAGAGUUUAUGGUUGGCUCCAGGAGAUUAUAACUUGAAUAUAGGCUUGGUUAUUAAGCACGGAAGCGGAUUGGGUACUACGAAAUUUGAAAUCAAGUAUGAAAAUCUGCAAGGUAAAACAGUAACUCAGACUUUUUAUCCGCCAACUAAUAUUAAUGAAAUUUUACCAAAGCAGCAAUUCUGUUUUUUAAGAUUGGGUGAAUUCACCAUACCCCCUGCCGAUCCUAAAGUGGGUACUGAUGAUUGCAACCAUCAUAAUAAGUUAUACAAAGUUCAAUUGGUGAUGGAAGAAAUCGGGCUUUAUUUGAAAUCUGGUUUUAGAAUCUUUUUCAUCGACAUUUGUCAACCGCUGCUUCUUUUCAACGAUUUCGACUUAUUAUACUACUCAGUUAAAGAAACAAAUUAUAAGUAUUUCAUUAACUUGCCGAUGAAAAAUCUAUAUAAGGCUUUGAACUAUAUCCAGAAUGGGGGUGAAAAUCAUGAGUUGAACCAGAAUGAUGAUCAAGCCCAUUAUGGUGAAGGUGAUCCUUUUGAUAUAAUGGAUCAAUACGACCAAGACUACUCUGUUGACGAUGUCUUGGUUAAAUCUUCCAUACCUUCCGCUCCAAAUAAAGAUAAAAGGCCCGUUGAAAAAGAGCAAAACAAGUAUAAAGAUAAAAGAAUGAAAAUGGUUUACGGUAGCAGCAAAAAAGAUCAUAGCAUGGCUAAUUAUAUCUUGAACAAACAGAAAGACCCUCGAGAAGACAAAUUAGCUGCAUAUGCAGAUUUUUACUUCAAUAAUCAUUUCAAAAAAAGAUAUUUCAAAUUUAAUACGGUUUAUCAACGUCGCCAAUUCAUAAAUCGUUUUGGUGACUUCGAUUUAGACUGGAAUAAUGUCGAAGAAUACAAACCAGGUACUAGAUUGGAUGAUAAAACUUCUAACCGGCAAAGAUCUUGUGCAUACGACAAAGAAGGUCUAAAAUGGAAAAUCCCUUUGGUGGGUGAACUAUGAGCUCAAUACACGUAGAUUCCCAUAAUUUUAAUGCAUUUUUAAUGAUUUUAUAGCUUUUAAUAACGAAUUUUGA
This is a messenger RNA of Hyphopichia burtonii NRRL Y-1933, 1890 nucleotides long. RefSeq lists its product as uncharacterized. The record is from RefSeq and is a predicted model, not a curated record. Lineage: Eukaryota; Fungi; Ascomycota; Pichiomycetes; Serinales; Debaryomycetaceae. The coding region runs from base 339 to 1817 and encodes 492 amino acids. The transcript has a single exon.